This is a messenger RNA of Prunus avium (sweet cherry), 3867 nucleotides long. The record is from RefSeq and is a predicted model, not a curated record. NCBI's taxonomy places the organism in Eukaryota, Viridiplantae, Streptophyta, Magnoliopsida, Rosales, Rosaceae.
AUGGGUGGUAUUGGCAAGACCACCCUUGUUGAUGCUGUAUUUCACAGGCACUCCUCUAAAUUUGAAGUUUGUUGUUUUCUUGCAAAUGUCAGGGAGAACUCAGAACAAACGAAUGGACUACAUCAGUUGCGAAAUAAACUUGUUGGUGAGAUAUUAAAGCAAAAAGGUGUAAAUAUCGACACUCCAUCUAUACCACCUCAUAUUCAAGAUAGGCUCAGGCGUACGAAGGCGCUCAUUGUUCUUGAUGAUGUGAAUGCUCGGAAACAACUAGAAGUUCUUGUUGGUGAUCAUGAUUGGUUUUGCCAAGGAAGUCGAAUCAUUAUAACUGCUAGAGAUAAAGGCCUACUUGAGCAAAAAGUUGACCAUGAAAAGAUAUAUAAUGUUGAGGGAUUAGGGUCUGAUGACGCUUUUGAGCUUUUUCAUUCGCAUGCUUUUGGAAACAAGUCUCCAACAACAGAUCACACUGAGUUGUCAAGGGAGGUGGUGGAUUAUGUUAAGGGCAAUCCAUUAGCUCUUAAAGUUAUGGGGUCCUCAUUCCGUCGUUGCAAGAGCAAACAAGAGUGGGAAGUUCAAUGGAAAAAAGUGAAACAAUUUCCAAACGAAGAAAUCAAUCAAGUGUUGAGAAUAAAUUACGAUGGAUUAGGAAAACAUGAGAAGGAGAUAUUUCUUGAUAUAGCAUGUUUUCAUAAAGGCUAUGAGAGGUAUUAUGUAAAAGAAUUAUUAGAUAGUCGUGAUUUCUUUGGGGAAGCGGGAAUCAAUGAUCUUAUUGAUAGCUCUCUUAUAUCAAUUUCAAAAGGAGUACGGUUAGGUAUGCAGUCAGAUGAACAGAUAGAUAUGCAUGAUUUGGUGCAAGAAAUGGGUAGGGCAAUUGCUCGAGAACAACGUAUUGAAAAACGCACUAGGUUGUUUAUUUCAGAAGAUGUCUAUCAAGUGUUGAUAAAUAACCAGAGAGCUCUACCUGCUCAAGCCAUAUCCGUUGACUGGAAUGAUAUUGAAAACCUACACUUGAAAGAUGCAAACUUCGAAAAGAUGUAUCAACUGAGAUGGCUACGUGUCGGUUAUUAUCAUCAUCAGUCGGGCAUUUCAAGUAUCUUCAAGUACCCAAUAAUUGUUUCUCUCGAUUUUCCCAAUUCUCUUAGAUGUCUUGACUGGUAUAGAUAUCCUUUGAAAUCUUUGCCAUCAAAAUUUUCUGCUCAAAAUCUUGUUGUCCUUAGUCUGCAGGACAGCAAAGUUGAGGGGCAACUUUGGAAUGAAGACGAGGGUCCUGUGAACUUAAAAUGGAUCUGUCUUAGUCAAUGCGAAGAUCUAACUGAAGUCCCAAAUCUUUCUCGGAGUCUAAAAAUUGAGCGUAUAAAUCUGAAUGGCUGUCAAAGUUUGGUUGAAAUUCCUUCGUAUUUUCAACGUCUUAGCAAGCUUACUUAUCUUGACCUUGCGCUGUGCUACAAGCUCAAAUAUCUUCCCGAGAUGCCAUGCAAUCUUGAAUUCCUAGAUUUAUCUGAGACAGCAAUAGAGGAAUUGCCUUCAUCCGUUUGGUCUCAUGAAAAAAUAUCUCAUUUAGAUAUUACAAAUUGUAGACACCUCAAAAGUCUUCCAAGCAACAGUUGUGAGCUGAAACUCUCGGGUUCUUUUAGUCUAGAGGGCUGCGAAUCUCUUCACGAGUUUUGGGAGCUUCCCAAGAAGACAAAGGCAAUUAUACUAUACAAUUGCAAAAACCUCGUGAGUCUCCCGACGUAUAUUUGGAAGUUGAAAUAUCUGGAGAGACUUAGUCUCUUUGAUUGCUCCAACUUUCAACACUUCCCAGAAAUCUCGGAGGCUAUGGAACAUCUGACGUUUCUUAAGUUAUCAGGUACAGCGGUUAAAGAAGUACCCCCAUCAAUUGGAAAUCUAGUUGCGCUUCGAAAAGUUUUUCUCACUAAUUGCAAGAACCUUGAGGUUGUCCCUGAUGACCUCUUUUGCUUAACCUCAUUACAAGAGUUAAAUCUGAGUUGGACCAAAAUUAAGAGCAUACCUGCAAGCAUCAAACAAGCUGCUCAGUUGUCUUGCCUGCGCCUAAGCAAUUGCAAGAGCCUUGAAUCUUUACCAGAGCUCCCCCCAUUGCUGCGAUAUCUUGAAGCACAUCGUUGCACGUCACUGAAGACAGUGUCAAGUUCAAGCACUGCACUCACACAAGGUUGGGGCGAAUAUAUAUUUUCUCGGGGGCUUCAUGAGAAAUAUAUAUUUUCUGGUUGCCCAAAGUUGGAUCAAGAUGCACGAAGCAACAUAAUGAGUGAUGCACAGCUCAGAAUUAUGCGAAUGGCAAAUGCGUUUUCAAAGUUUAAAGAGGACAAAAUUGAAGGAAAAAUUGAACAAGCAUCACAUGAUUCAGAAUAUAUGAUGAUGCUCUCUCUUUCUGAGCAGGAAUCUUUUCGCAAGAGAUCUUUCGUUGCCAUUAGAUGUUCUGGGAAUGAAAUUCCAAAUUGGGUCAGCCAUAAAAGUGAGGGAUGUUCAAUAAAGAUUGAGCUUCCUCGUGAUUGGUUUAGCACAGGUUUCUUGGGUUUCGCUAUAUCUCUUGUUGUUAGCUCUACUCCAUGGGAUAUGGAGAUUGGAUGCAAGUACAACUUCAAAACCAGUAAUGGUGAAAGCCAUGAAGUCAACCAUCGUUUGUUUCAUCUGCUCCCGGGAAAAUUCUUUGAAAGCGGAGAUUCACAUGAGGUGUUUCUGGGGUGGUAUAAUCAUGUCUUUGAAGAAGUAGUAGAAGGAGCUCCAAGCCCCAUUGCGUUUUACGAACUUGUUACUGAGGUCAAUGUUCACUUCCACUUGAAGAGUGUUUUUAAUAAGCCCUGUGAGGUGGAGGUGGAAAAGUGUGGGAUAUGUCUGUUGUAUGGCAAAGAUGCUGAGAUGAUAAAGCAGAGGGCUUUAUCGAUCAAGCGAUUAUGAAUGUUUAUCCUUAAAUUCAAUUUUAUUAUUAUUAUUAUUGUUAUUUAUUACUUAAUGGUUUUGAGUUUGAGGUGCAAUAUCAUUUUUAUUUGAGCUGUUUGCAAGACUCGUGGCUGAGGAUGGCCAAGGUGCUUUUGAGUUGAAAGACAGGUUCAUGUUGUCCUCAUCCUCCUUUUAUGUAUCUUCUGGCUGUCAUGACUUUGGUUUUUGAAAAAAGAAAAGCGUGCCCAGUGGACAUGAGAAGAGCUGUGAUUGGCCGUCGUUUUGGAGUCAAACUCUUUACAGAGAGAGAAGCGAUUGGGACAACGGAUGCCAUGAGAAGAGCUGAGUUUACUUUAGAAGACUAAUCAUCAAGAUCAUUAACAUCUUCUGCUGCUGCUGCUGAUACUGAUAUGCCCCCUCUUCAAGAAAAGUAUGAUGUGUUUAUAAGCUUCAGAGGUGAAGACACCCGCCUUACUUUUACCAGCCAUCUUUAUGAUGCUUUAUGUAGGCAGAAAAUCAAAACCUACAUAGAUUACAGGCUUGUGAGAGGAGGUGAAAUUGCGCCUGCCCUCCUCGAAGCAAUCGAGAGAUCUACGAUUUCGGUAAUCAUUUUCUCAAAAAAAAAAAAUUCUUCUUCCACUUGGUGUCUGGAUGAACUUGUGGAUAUUCUAGACUGCAAAGAAAAAAAAGGCCAGCUGGUUGUACCCAUUUUUUUCCGACAUCAGUCCAUCAGAUGUACGAAAACAAAAGGGGAAUUAUGCGCUUGCAUUUCGUCAACUAGAAAAACGCUUCAAGGACAAUAUCGACCCCUCUUUCUCCUUCGCACUUUCCUCUCUCCUCACAGUGUUUAGUAAACAACCACCAAUUUUAGAUGAUGAAAGUUGCAGACCAAUUUUGUAAAAGCUCUUCCGUUGGUUAUUCAAAUGGGAAGAUCCAAGUAAAAUGAAGGGGUUUAUCUAUUGAACAAAG